AUGGCAGUCACCACGCCCGACUCGACUCUCGCGUCCAAACCUACCCCCAAUAUCGCGACCGCCGAUGCCGUCCUCCACAUUCACAGCGCUACACUGAUCGAGGCGCCCUCGCGCGCAGUCUGGGACACCCUCAUCGACACCUCGACGUGGCCCUCGUGGAACACCUUCAUCCCGCAAGUGACCAUUCGCGAACAGCCCGACUCUGAUUCCUCGCAUCCGUCGCCGGCUACGCUCUCUCCGAUCCUCCGACAGGGUACGCGAAUGACGUUCCACGUGCAGAUGGACCCGUCGGCGCCGGGCCGAGCGCAGGAGGUACCCUUGAUGGUGACCGAGUUUGAGGCGCCCGACGCGGCGACGAAGACGCCUGGACGGAUUGUAUGGGUGGGCGACACGAGAGCGAGAGGGAGUUUGCCGGGGUUCCUGCUUACGGCGGAGCGCGUGCACGAGGUGGAAGAGGUGGAUGCAGGGGUGACGGAGGUGCGGAAUUGGGAGGCGCAGGUGGGAUACUUGGUGUAUGUGGUGCGAUGGAUGUAUGGGGAGCAGCUGAAGAAGAAUUUCCAUACGUGGGUGCAGGACUUGAAGGCGUAUGUGGAGAAGGAGGUGGCUGCAUGA
Molecule: messenger RNA, 612 nt
Organism: Aspergillus terreus NIH2624
Lineage: Eukaryota; Fungi; Ascomycota; Eurotiomycetes; Eurotiales; Aspergillaceae
Product: SRPBCC domain-containing protein
Exons: 1
Coding region: 1-612 (203 amino acids)
Source: RefSeq, a predicted model, not a curated record